Messenger RNA from Solenopsis invicta (red fire ant), 3604 nucleotides. RefSeq names its product probable cytochrome P450 4aa1. The coding region runs from base 222 to 1733 and encodes 503 amino acids. Lineage: Eukaryota; Metazoa; Arthropoda; Insecta; Hymenoptera; Formicidae. Gene Ontology annotation, molecular function: oxidoreductase activity, acting on paired donors, with incorporation or reduction of molecular oxygen; monooxygenase activity; heme binding. The record is from RefSeq and is a predicted model, not a curated record. The transcript is spliced from 7 exons.
UUUUGCGUGCGACCCGGCGUUCGGCGUACAAGUCGCGUUAAAGAGCGAGCGAGUGCGAGCUAUCGGUCUGGGUUAUCGUCGGUGGUUAUCGGAAGGACCGAUAUCGGCGAGAGUGUCCGGCCUGGCGAGCGCGUGCACUAGAGGAUCCCAGAGGACCCGAGGGACCAGGAGAAAGACCGGAGUCGGCGUCGAGUUGAAUUGCAUUACACACAUCAGGAGAAAUGUGGACCUAUCUUGUCCUUUUAGCCGUCAUUUUGGCUAUAUUACACGCAUUAUAUCAAAAAAAUUACUUCAGAAUCAUCAAAUUUAUUUUCACUCUCGAUGGGCCAAAAACGGUGCCCAUUCUUGGCAACGCAGACAUCGUUAUUAAAGGAAAUCUAUUGGAAAGAAUAGCAGACGAGCAUCAGAAUUAUGGUCGCAUCAUUCGCAUUUGGCUGACGUUUGUGCCACACGUUGUGCUUAUCGAGCCGGAGGAUAUCAAAAUACUAUUGCAAAACGAGAAACACAUAGCAAAGGCAUCUUUUUACAAGCUAGUCGACGAUUUUCUGGGCAAGGGUCUCAUUACUCAAGAUGUCGAUAAAUGGACGGUACAUCGGAAAAUCUUACAAUUGGCCUUCAAGCCCCGUAUGUUACAAAAAUUUAUUGAAACGUUUGGCGAGUGCGCUGAUCGCCUAGUCGACAAGUUGCUCGAAAAAGAUGGGGAAGAUAUAAACAUCACUACAUUUGUUAACAACUCGGUCUACGAUAUAGUGAAAGAAACGAUUUUGGGCAUCCCGGCAAGCCAAACAUACAAUGACGAAGAGGAUAAAUUUAGAAAGAACCAGUUUAUGAUAACGUAUAGAUAUGCGCGUCCAUGGUUGUUAAUCAAUUGGAUUUACCGAUUGACAGCAGCUAGCAGAUCAGAGAAACAACACCAUAAUGAAUUAAUAGACUUUUGUUCUAAAAAAAUGGAGGAAAUGCACAGAUCUUCACAAAAAAACAAUUUCUUCAAUGACCCAAGAACUGGAAAAACAUCUUUGCUUGAGUUCAUGAUUGACUACAUGAUCAACAUGAACGACCCGCCAAUCACUAAACAAGAAGCUAUCGAAGAAUGUUGCACCUUUAUGUUGGCCGGCCAGGAAUCAGUAGCUACAGCCACUGCAAUUACUCUUUUUUAUUUGGCAAGAAAUCUGAAAUGGCAAAAAAAAUGUAUCGAGGAAUUAAAUGAGAUCUUUGGUGAAGACAGAAGAUUACCAACUAUAGAAGAUCUGACCAAGAUGAAAAAUUUAAAAAUGUUCAUUAAGGAGUCUUUAAGAUUAUAUCCUACCGUACCUUUGUUUGCGAGGACACUCGGGGAGGAUAUGACAGUAGGAGAACAUGUAAUACCGGCCGGUUGCAAUGUAAUUAUAAUGCCAUAUUGUACGCAUCGAUUACCUCAUCAUUUUCCUGAUCCUCACGAUUUCAAACCAGAGCGAUUUAGCCUUGAAAACUCCAAAGAAAGGCAUCCAUUUGCCUACAUACCAUUCAGCGCUGGACGUCGCAACUGUAUUGGAUACAAAUUUGCCAUGCUCCAAAUGCAAUCGACCAUCAGCGCUAUUCUAAGGAAGAGUCAAUUAGAACCGGUUCUUGGCAAGGAAAACUUUUUAGCUAAAUAUCGCGUAACGAUUAGAGCACAUGGCGGACUUUGGAUCAGAAUAAAAGCGAAUGAUAAAUACAAACCAAAGCAAUCCUACACAUCAGGGACAGACUUUUGAUUUUUCUGAGUGUGGAGUACCUCAUUAAAGCGAAGGGGGGGGGAGGUGGGAAUGUAGUUAGUUUCAAUAAUAUCGCUUUUGUUAUAGGGUGUCAGAUGAAGUUCUCCCAUGAGUCACGUGGGUUGAUAGAGCAAAUUAAAUUGAGCAAAAAAGUUCUGGAGUAUUUUUCAAUAUUCGCAAUAAUUACCGAGAUAAAAAUUACUGAAGUCGGCGAAAGAGCGCGUACUUUCCCUACCCACCGCACGCAGGGACCACUCGUCGAUACGCGUUUAUUCGCCAAUUUUAUUAAUUUUUAUCUCGGGAAACUAUUGCGAAUAUUGAAAAAUGGUACAGGACCGUUCUGUUCAGUUUGCUUUAUCAACCCCUGAGACCACAGGCGAACCCCUGAGACCAUAGGCAGCGAGUACCAUUGUCGGAUGACUUUGUUUAACCUAAAUCAAAACUUUCUAAACCUUUGUAGAAUACUUUUAAGCGUCAAAUGUUCAAACGUUAAACGUAACAAAGAAAAGAUGUCACUCCUGUUAAUCUCUGCCGACUGCAAGUCGCGACAGUCACGAUAAAAGUUCUAAGAAGCACGCCUCUGGCGAUCGGACGUCCGUGAGAAACUAUGGCUCGCCGUUUGGCUUCACACGCAUUAUAUUACUCGACAAUGUGUAUUAGAAUUAAGAAAUAACUUCUAGCCUUUUUUUUGUUGAUUUAAAAGUUCUUAGAUCGCAUUUUCUUUUGUGCAUGUGUUACUUCUUAAUUAGAUAUAAGAGCGUUGGGGAAAAUCUACACCUACAUUUUAUAAUUAACUUCACAACCCUUUGUUCGUACUGACAAUUAUUCAAUUCUUUUAAAUCUUGUUCUCUAGAAAUCCGUUACCAUUUUGUAUCCAGCUCGUUAUACGCCCGACCCUGUCAGUCGCGACUCCUAAAUCAUAUAUCUGUUCAUUUCUCUUUCAACUCCCCCUGCGUGCGUUAAUUACUAUUGUAAGACAUAUUGCUAUUUGCGCUAAUUCUAAAUUGCGUUAAUUUUAAGUUGCGUAAAUUUUAACCUGCGAUUAAUUAAUAAGUUGCGUUAAGGAACGAAGGAAGACUUUCCGAGCGUUAGAGUGCGAUAAGCCGUGCGCAGAACGCCGGUCAGCUGCGCCACGGCACGUCUUACAUCGCGCGCACGGCGGAGUGAUACAGCGCCCUUAUGCCCAAGAGCGGCAUACGUACCUUUCUUCUAUUCGGAUUCAUUCAUUUUUUGUCCGUAAUUCAUUAAAUCCGGUCGUCAUCAUCCGACAACAUUUUAAUACGCGUGUUAACUUUUCUUUUCAAUCGAGUUAUUCAAUUCUUAUACAAUAAGUUUCAAAUUUAGAAACACGUAUCUCUUUCUUUAUUUUUGUUAUAAGCUCCUCGCGAUAUUCAGCCGGAUCAAGCAUCGAUUUCAUUGUUAAUUUCAAUAUCGAGAAUAAAAUAUUAAUCUCAGUGAACCACCGAGAAAAAUCUGGCCCAAUCACCGACGACGCCGACCAGCGGAGGCCGACCUAUCCUCCAGGCUACAAGGCUUCUUUCCUUCUGUCUAUCCAACGACCAUAACAAUAAUAGUGUAGCGUAAACAGUUCGACACAAUGUUGUCUCGUUAAAAUUCGUAACAUUGGUCUUGCAUAGGCGAAUCCGUUUCCUAUGCACGUGUUUAUAUGUCGCCAAGCAACGACGCGUUCGGCUCAUUGGCCCGUCGCGAAUGGGCGCGAGCCGUGUAUUACUGCGCGCGGAAUAGAAAGAGAAGGCGAGACAAGACGGGCAGAUUCGUGUAAGCCGUGGCCGAGCUCACAAGGAAAGCGAGCGAGUUUUUCUGUGCGACCUUUGUACCGGUGAAGAGUGAUUAAAAUACAUACGUACAAA